This is a messenger RNA of Portunus trituberculatus (swimming crab), 1048 nucleotides long. RefSeq names its product C-type lectin domain family 17, member A-like. The record is from RefSeq and is a predicted model, not a curated record. Bases 95 to 727 code for a protein of 210 amino acids. The transcript is spliced from 3 exons. Lineage: Eukaryota; Metazoa; Arthropoda; Malacostraca; Decapoda; Portunidae.
CAGUGUUCAGUUGUCAUCAAGAAGUCUGGAAAGCAAUACUGGAGCACACACCUCUCUGACAGCGACUUUGGUCUUCAUAUUGCUGUGCUGUUGGAUGAUGUCUCUCGUCGCCAAGUGUGUGGUGGCGUGCCUGCAGCUCCUAGUAUGGGCGUUCGCCGGUACUGCGGCUUAUCCAGCCACGCCUCACGGGACCCCAGAUGACCUCCGCUCAGGCAUCGCCAUGGCUCAGAUGAUCCUGGCUCAGCAAGCGCAGCUCUUCAGGGAACUUAUUAACGCAACAAAAGAAAGCCAUUCAUGCUGUUCUGCUGGAAAGUCAGACCUGCCAGAAUCCAUCUCUGACUGCCCUUACCCCUUCAAGCAAGUGCUGGAUGAGUGCUACUACCUGAGUUCCAACACCCUCACCUGGCACAACGCCCGUCACUCCUGCCAGGGCAUGGGCGGCGAGCUGGCCAUGCCCAUUUAUCUCUACGCACUCAGAAACUUCGUUGCCGGUGAAAGAGGGCCACCACGUUCGGUGUGGGUUGGAGCCAACAACCAUAACGGCGGAUGGAGGUGGCUGAACGGCCUGCCGGUGGACGAUGCGGAGUGGGGAAAGAAGCAGCCCAACAACAGGAGACCAACAGACCAGUGCCUCGCAGUCAGACGGGACCGACACCCAGUGCUGGACGACAUGGGGUGCGGAUCAAACCUGCGCUUCGUGUGUCAGUACCAUCCGGUAAAGAAGUAGCGUUGCAGACUCGUCGCAAGGAAAAACUAAUGCCUUGGUUCUUCUUAGAUAUAUAAAGUUCUUAACCUUGAAUUUUAAGUAUCAGAGGGAUCAUAUAUGGCACGUCAAUCCUAUGUUGUUGAAUUUUAAAACAGAAGUUGAUAUUUUUGUUGUACGUAUCUUGUCAGGUGAAUCUUUGUUAUUUAAUAUUUAUUCUGUUAGAGUGAUGGUAUAGCAUAUACGUCAGUACUUUACAAAACCUCGAGAUUUUCUAACAAGUAAUGUCUGUAUUUACAAAUGUAUAAGUGAGUGAUAUACCGUACAACAAACUUGGUGCGCACC